Molecule: messenger RNA, 387 nt
Organism: Nicotiana tabacum (common tobacco)
Lineage: Eukaryota; Viridiplantae; Streptophyta; Magnoliopsida; Solanales; Solanaceae
Molecular function (GO): RNA-DNA hybrid ribonuclease activity; nucleic acid binding
Source: RefSeq, a predicted model, not a curated record
AUGGCGGUCGACAUGAACAUCAAGGAGCUUUUGGUCAUAGGGGAUUCUGAUCUAUUGAUACAACAAGUUCAAGGAGAAUGGACUACCAAGAACAUCAAGAUCCUUCCAUACCUGCACUGUGUAAAAGAGUUAUGCAAGAAGUUCAUAAAGAUUGAGUUCAAGCACAUUCCCAGGAUCCAGAACGAGUUUGAUGAUGCUCUUGCAACCUUAUCAUCCAUGAUUCAGCAUCUAGAUAAGAAAUACAUCGACCCUAUCGAGAUAGAGAUCAGAGAUCAACAUGCGUACUAUUUUCAUAUAGACGAAGAGCCGGAUUGUAAACCGUGGUACCAUGACAUCAAACGGUUCCUUGGAUCAGGAGAGUAUCCAAGGAAUGCUACUAAUAGUUAG